This is a messenger RNA of Strigops habroptila (Kakapo), 11329 nucleotides long. RefSeq names its product membrane associated ring-CH-type finger 4 (gene MARCHF4). Gene Ontology annotation, molecular function: zinc ion binding; ubiquitin-protein transferase activity. NCBI's taxonomy places the organism in Eukaryota, Metazoa, Chordata, Aves, Psittaciformes, Psittacidae. Gene Ontology annotation, biological process: protein ubiquitination. The record is from RefSeq and is a predicted model, not a curated record. The transcript has 4 exons. Bases 1810 to 3009 code for a protein of 399 amino acids.
CGUGGGCUCUUGCCGGCAGCCCGGGGCAUCAAAGGUUAGGAAGGGACCCAUUUCUCCCUUCGAUUCUCCCCCUUUCACCCCGCCUUUUUGCCUUUUUGCUGCUUCCCCCACUCCCCCUUUUUGUUUUUUUUUUCUCAAGGCCGGGGGAGGGAGGAGUGCGCCGCCACGUUACACCCCUCCCUUCCUGCAAAUCCCCGCUUGCACUGCAAACAAUCUGCCUUCCCCAUUGCAUCCGAGUGAGAUAGCAACAGCAACAUCAUCACGGCAAGCCGGAUGGGAGAGCGCAGAGGAGGCUGCUGCUGAGGGAGAAAGGCACACACGCACACACCAGCUCGGUGUUGCCAAAGCGGUGAGAGCCGCACGAAAAAUAAGCCAUGCUGCCCCGUGUGUCUGGCGCAUUGUGCUCCAUCCGAGCCUUUUAGGAGGAAGAAGAGAAUUAUCUGCUCCGAUUUUUUUCCCCCGCCAACGAGAGUGCGACAGACUUGCGAUGGUUGAAUGUCAAUGCUUGUGAGAGAGAACAACAGUCAGAGGAGGAGGAGGACAGAAGGGGAGGAAAAUGAAGGUGGGGACGGUGGUGGAGAGAAAGAAGGAGCCUCGUCCAAUGCAUCAAAAGGAGGUCCCUGCAGUUGCUGAUAGAGCCCUGGCUGCCUCGCCAUCCACAAUGGUCUGUACAAGCUGCCAAUGCGUUUGAUGACGUUCCUGUUUUGUGAAAGGAGGAAAGGAAACGUGACCAUGUAAGAUCCACGUUUCCCCGGUCAAUUACAUGCGAAGAAUAGAUCUGAUUUCGACGGGAUUUUUUUUUGGUCCAGGAUGGUAACAGCUUAGGGAAUAAUACAGCUGCCUUCCCUCACCAAUUUUGCUCUGAUUUUUUUGGUGUGGUCCAGACAGCUGCUGGAAUAGAGAAGGUCAGAAUAUAUAAAUAUAUAUAAAAUAUAUAUGAUAUAUUAUAUAUAUUAUAUAUAAAAAUAUAUUUAUCUCAGUACAUCUGGGAUUAAGCUCAUUGAAUGCUAAUUAUUUCUUUCAGGACUUUUAAUAUUUGCAAUGAAAUCUUUUAAAGGCAACGGUAAAAUCUGAAGCCACCUGGGAGUACAGUGUUGGAAACGUAGGGUGUUUUCCCAUAAACAAUGUGAAGGUCUUUUUUUUUUUUUCCCCUCAAAGAGGCAAUUUUGAUAAUAACAACAGCUACCAAUUUUGCAUUUUGAUAGCCAGACCGGCUGCUAUUUUGUCUGGGUGCACACCGGGUCUCGUGUGAUCGGGUUUUAUUUUUUAAUUGAAAAAAAAAAUAUAUAUAUUAAAAAAAAAAAGAAGAAAAAGGAAAAAUUACUUGAGAUGCCAAAUACUGUCGAGAGAACCAUAUUCUCCCUCCUCCCCACACCCACCGGAGAAGACGUGGACCCUUCUUUUUUACAGGCUUAGGAGUUGGGAGAGCUGAUCGGGGGCUUUCUCCCGAGCCCGCCGCCCGCGCCCCGGACCCUCGGGCGUGGGAGAUUUAUUUCCUCCUCCCGCUGAUUUCUAAACAAACUUGUGGAGGGGGGGAAGGAUCCCCCCGGAACGCAGAGCCGGGGGGGGGGGGGGUUGGUGGUUUGGGGUAUUUUGUUUUUGGGGAUUUUCUAAUUGUCAUCCUCGCCGGACUCCCGCGGGCUGUCGGGGAAUUCACCCCUCGCCCUCGGCCCCUGCUUGUGUCGUUUCCCCGCCGGCCAGCGCUUCCCCCGCCGGCACUGAGGCCGCAGCGGAGCCCCCCCGGCCGCGGGGCGCCAGGCUCCUGCCCUGUUCUUUCCCGCCCCGUCCCCGCCUGCCAAGGAAAGGCACAUGUUAAUACCACCCGGCGCGGUCAUUUUCUGCUACUGCUGCUGCGGGCUCCUCCGUGCGAGACAGAUGUUGCGAAACCAAGGCCUCCUCAAGUGCCGCUGCCGCAUGCUCUUCAAUGACCUGAAGGUCUUCCUGCUGCGGAGACCCCCCGCGCCGCCGCCGCCCUCCCCGCCGCCGCCGCUCCCCAUGCUCGGCGGCGCAGAGGCGGCGGCGGGCGGCCCGGCGGGGGCCGCACCGCCCGGGGGGCGCGGGCUCGGCUGGCGGGCGGCGGGCGGCGGCGGCGGCGGCGGCGGCGGAGCGGGCAGUCCGGCCGCCGAGGAGUGGGGCAGCCCUGCCGGGGAGCCGCCCGCCUCCCUGCCCAGCAGCACCUCCUCGGAUGACUUCGGCAAGAGCAAGGCCGAAGACCGCUACUCGCUGGGCAGCAGCGUCGACAGCGGCAUCCGCACCCCGCUCUGCAGGAUCUGCUUCCAGGGGCCCGAGCAGGGGGAGUUGCUGAGCCCAUGUCGAUGUGAUGGAUCAGUGAAGUGCACGCACCAGCCAUGUCUGAUCAAAUGGAUUAGCGAGAGAGGCUGCUGGAGCUGUGAGCUGUGUUACUACAAGUAUCACGUCAUUGCCAUAAGCACAAAGAACCCUCUGCAGGUAAAGUGGCAGGCCAUCUCUCUGACAGUCAUUGAGAAGGUUCAGAUAGCAGCAGCCAUCCUGGGUUCCCUCUUCCUCAUCGCCAGUAUCUCGUGGCUCAUCUGGUCGACCUUCAGUCCUUCGGCCAAAUGGCAGCGCCAGGACCUGCUCUUCCAGAUCUGCUAUGGAAUGUACGGCUUCAUGGACAUUGUCUGUAUAGGUCUAAUAAUACAUGAAGGGCCCUCGGUUUACCGGAUUUUUAAGCGGUGGCAGGCGGUCAAUCAGCAGUGGAAAGUGCUGAACUAUGACAAAACAAAGGACAUGGAGGAACAAAAAACAGGGACCAGGACAAAUCAGCGCCCCUCCUCCCAAACCACCCACUCGUCCUCCACUGGUGGUACAGCCACUAACGCCGCUCCAGCCGACAGCGGGGCACGGGCUGCCGGCCAUGCCACAGGCACCCUCUCUGACCACCACUGUGCUUAUACCAUCCUGCAUAUACUCAGCCACCUGAGGCCUCACGAACAGAGGAGUCAGUCUAGUAGUAACAGAGAGCUCGUCAUGAGGGUCACGACGGUCUGAGCCGAGGAAUUCAGGAGGCCUUAACACAAAGCGGAGGAGACAAAGAACUCAUAAAGCAGAGGAGCAUGGUGUGCCUUUUUCUUUCUCUUUCCUUUUCUUUUUUUUUUUUUCCUUCCCUUUUUUUUUUUUUUUGUUUGGGUUUUUUUUCUUCUCCUCUCCUUUUCUUUUUUGGUAACUGCACAAGAUAUAAGAGGCGGCACCUGGCCAGCUGAGUUAAAAAGCAGGUGGAGGGAGAGCUGCACACUCAUGCUAAAGAGGUUAAUGUUUUCCAGCCUGUUUAAAAAAAAAAAAAAAAAAAAAAAAAAAGGAAAAAAUAGAAAAAAGAAAAAAGAAAAAAGAGUCAACAACACAAAUCACAAAAAAAAAAGCAAACAACAAAACAAGUGCAAUACAGACUACAAACUGAGUAGGCAGAGUUCUGGGGAAGCAGAGGAACAGACGGUUUAGCAUGUCUUACAAAUCCUAUUACCUGGAAUAGGUAACGCUCUGUACGCACCCCCCCUUACACACACGCACGCGCACACAAACACACACACACACAGUGUGAGAUUUAUAAAAACAAGGGAAUGAAAUGUUUUGGAGUAUUUUUGUUUUCCAGACUGUGAUUAACGAGGGCUAUGAGUUGUUUUGUUUCAUGAGUCACUCUGGAGCCUUGUUCAAUUUACCAUAAGAUACCUGAAGUGAAAUGGCUGGGGAAUUUUCAGUACUGAUUUGCAGAAAGAGAGAUUGAAUCAUCCCACCAAGAAAAUCUAACAAAACCCAGGCAUACCCAAAUUUCACCAAAAAUCCUGUUUUUCCUAAGGUUCCUGACAAGGGGUUCGUGAGGGUGGAACUGGGAGGGGGGAGGGGUGCUCCAUGAUCUUUAUUCGACAUGUAGGCAUUUUUGGCAAAUUUUAUACAAAUGCUCCACAGGUGUUUCAAGCACAAGUACUGGUGUGAUUUAUGCCUUCAUAACCCCAAGUCCAGCAUCCACAUCUUGCCACUCACACACAUAAUUUUCCAUGCAGACAUUCCAGGUUAAUUUCCUUCCAUUUUACUCUGAUCACAAGAAGCUGACCCAUCUUCGUGGGUUUCUGCUUACUUGCUGAUUCAGACACUCAUGCAUUUGACAUAUAUAUCGUUUUUUUGUUUCGGUGUCUGUAUCCCUGCUGCUCGAUUUGCAACAGUCUCACUCAGUCUUGUAGGCUGAGCCUUUCACAUCCAGUCUGUUAGUUGAUUACAGAGUCUAUUCCAUUCAAUCAUUCAAGAGAGUUAGUCUGAAGAAGGAGCACAGUUGCUGAUCAGAUCUGUAACACUUCAAAUAGUCUCCUUCUCUGGGAUAUAUCCUCGAAGGUACUGGUUGCUCUUCAGGAACAUUCUCUUUCAAUGCACAAUGGCUGAAUCAUUUGUGGAUAUUAAAGGGACACUGUCAAGUACUUUUUAAAUAGUUUUUAGGGUUUGGGCUUUUUUUACUCUCCAUUGUUUGUAAUAUUCUCUUACAAGCUUGAAAAUAAAAUUUCUUUCCCUACUGUUUUUGUCCUUUUCCAUUUGGGCAUAUAUUGUUCUCUCUGCUCACCCCAUUCCUUUCACCAUCCCUGUCCUCCUCCUCCUCACCUUUCUUCUGCAACAGGAGGAAAUGCAUGUUGCUAAUUUCCUGCUGUCUGUCCUAACUCUAUGGAGGGUACGUCCCAGCUCUACGGGGUUGAGCUGUUUGGCUUGUGCAACAACUGCUAAAAAGGAAGCGUAAGAGCAGGAAACCUAAAAAUAUGGAGAUGAGCUAAUUGAGGAGCAACAGUUCAGCAGUCCCAAAACAAUGAACCCAUACUGAUCAAGCCUGAACCCAGCUCCACCCAAAUUUAAGAUAAGGACUUCAGCCAAACUGCAUCCAUUUAGCAGCAGUUCUGAGCAACAUAUUGCACAAUGGCUGUGUCAUCUCCGUCAUCUUCUCAGCAUCUCUCACAGCUUCUACUGGAGCCAGGGCAAACAUGGGCCACCAGCUCCUUUUGGCAGCUAGCUUGUCAUGGAUCAGGUGUUUCUGGACCAGAGUAGGUGUCAAACUUCAGCUUCCAGGUUUAAACACAUUGGCCAUUCUGAAACAUUGAAGAUGGAGGUUAGCAUCUUAAGGCAGAUCAUAUUUUUCAUCUUGAUUACUUGACAGUGUCCCUUUGAAUAUCGGAAUGCAACAGAACAGGUACUUCUCUGGCAGAGAAUGUGGAAGGUGAAACACCGGCCAAGAAAGCUGACUUACUGAGGACCCAUGUGAAACAGCAUGGUUUCUGAGGCCACUGUACCUUUAUUUGACCAAUCCUACUAUCUACCAAAGAGUGCUUUUGGCAAAGGACAGGGAAGGGAUGUUGGUGGGCAGAGGAAGAGGGAAGGGGCAAUUCUGAUAAUCUCUAAAAGCAGCUAUUCCCAGAAUGAAGGUGUUGCAAUGAAUGGUCUCUGGAAGAAGCACUUCUCAUCCACAGUAGAGAGAAACCUGGCCAAAGCAAGCAAUCACAGCAGCCUCUCACCCCCAUGCCUGUCCUGGAAGCUGUCCUCCUUCCAAGAGAUGAGUAAUUAUGGUGGUUUUGGCAAGGGGGAAGCAUAUACACAUGAAGGGGCAGCUAUCAGACAUGAUAUUGUUUCCCUCCCUGCCAUCCGCUCAUUUAAUAUGGAGAAGUCAAAUUCCUUUAAUUUGGCUAAUGGUUAAAAGUUCAUGAGGUCAGAAGCACAACUUGCCAUGAAAGAGUGGUGUGAUCUAGUACACUGAGCACACAGGACUCUGCAUACUCUCACUCCAGCUCUGCCACUGACUCUGUAGCCUUGGGCUGUUUGGCUCAGUCCCCCCUCCACGCAAAGGGGGAAUAACAAUACGUACCUACCUCACAGGGGUGUUGUGAGAAUCCACGUUGGUAAAGCCUGUUGAAGUGCUAAGUCUACCACCGGUAGUCACGAAGUGUGUGGUGGGGGUGAGCAGCGCUGCCCUUUUGCUGGUUACAGUCCGAAUCACUCAGCGGGAGUCCCAUCGGCCCUCUCCUGCUUGGAGAUCCUCCUUGAUCUGAAGCGGAGGGUGUCGUCCGAGUGCCCUCUCCUCCAUUGCAUGACAUUUUAAGCGGCUGUGAGGUGCAGGGUAGUGACAGACAAGAAGUCCUACUUGACCAGGGAUUUGCUACAACGUUUUCUAUAUCUGUGGGGUUUGUUGGUUUGUUUUUUCCAUAUAUUGUGCUUAGAAAUAAACUUUCCACUUAGGGCUGGCGGUUUGGGGUCUAUUCUGUUGCAUGGCAAUGUAUACAAGUCUUAUUGUCUGUCUUACUGUGCAAAUGAUCCCGCAGCCGAGUUUCAGAGAUGGGUAUGGUCUGAGCCUUUUCAUAGUGGCAUAAGACUCAAAAGCCUGUCUAGACUGUUUAAUAUUUAAACAACACUAUGAACUUGUCAAUUGUAUGUGUUCUGUGCAAUACAAAGCAUGUCAUUAGCUGGCUUGAUGGGCAGAGGGGCUAAAGAAAGGUCAAAACUUGUUCAAAGAGCUCCAUAUAUGUGCCAGCAUGGAGCCGAAGGGCUGCCACCAGCAAAGCAAACUCGGAGAAGCCAUUGGAAACUGAUUUUAUAACAGUUAACUCCAGAACAAGGUACUUCUGAGUUUAUGAACUUCUAGGCUGCCAGCCUGAGAGAACAAGUGCAAAUGUAGCGUGGGGGUUGGGGUUUUGGAUUCACUUUUUCUUUCCUCCCCAAAGUAUUGAUAGGAGAAAUACGGAUGAGGGUCCCUUCCUUCCAUAGCACAGUUCUCUUGUCUCCCACAACCUCCUUGAGCCAUCCCCUUUGUGCUACUAUGCAGGACUUUUAAAGGUGCAAAUGGAGACAGUACGCUCCUGAGACAUGCAAAAUACGUUGUGUAUUGGUGGAUUCUAACAGACAGAAGAGAUGGGGCAGAGCUAUGCUACAGAAGGCAUCUCUUCUCCCCCACAUCUUUCCUCUAGUCUUGUGUGCUGGGUUCCUGAAGAGACGUUCUCUGUAUUUUGUUACAAGUCAGUCAGAUCAGCUUCCACCGACAAACAAAGCUUGCAGAGUUUGGCAGCUGUUUCUCCCAGUGGAGAAAAUUCCAGGUCCUACCACUGUGGAGACCCCUCAGUUCUUGGGCUUUGUGGUCCUCCAACACAGUUUGGGGGUGGUCAAUGUGGAGGACUGUGUUCAGCCAUCAUCAGAAAUCGUGUGUGUGGUCCUGCUCAUUCUUGUGAUUUCUGCUAGUCCCCUGAUUUUCCGUCAGUUUUGACAGGUCUUUCUGGUAAUGCUUUUCUGGUUAUGCUCGUCAGAGGUGUUUUGGUCUGUGUCAGUUGCCAAUGCUAUUCUUGCCUACUGAAACACCAGUGCUGGCCUCCAGCUUCCACAGCUCUUCCGUUCUUGCCAUCUAGCCUUUUGGUAAAUACCCACUACCAAGUUCAGACCCUCUUUCUCUGUGCUUGCAAUGACUCAAGUACAUGCACUAACCCAAGGGUCAUCAGAGAACACAGGGACCAUUAGGAGUCUGCAUCAAGAGUCAGACUCCAUAACCAUCAGUUAGUCCUCUCUGAUAUAUUCACUUUGCCAGUCUCAGUGCCUGCUGUUAAUUGGCUGCCACAAAAUCCCUAUAAUGCUAGCAGAACCCAUAUACCCACCUAACACUUGGUUUCCAGUUUCAAAUGUCAGAAGUGAUGGACCGUUUUUCAAUUAAGUCAGGUGCGUUCCCUGUUGUGGUUUCCCAAGCAAGGUGCUGAAGAGGUCCAUGUCUUACCUUACCAUGAUGGGCAACCCAAGGAAAGAGCAAAUCAGUACGUAGAUUUGAGUCAAGAGAGGCAUCAGCUAUCCACUAUGUUUUUACUCAGGGAGACAGAACACUACUCACGUCUGCCAGGUCCCUGACCUUUCUCAAAGCCCUUGUAUCUGGCAGCAGUAAACCAUCAGAGCCAGUGCCUGUAAAUGGAGAACAAUUCUAAAGAUUUUCCAGUUCUGAGGAUGAUCCUCUGCCCACGUGUGGUGGUCAGUCCUUCAAGCACCUUCUCUUUGUUUUCCUCAAGAGAAGAAAAGAUUAUUUUUGACUAAGCAAAGUACUGCUAUUCUUUAGUGUAGGAGGAGACUGCACCAUUAGCACCUCCAACCUGUGGUUUAUCCACCAGGACUCCUGCACAUCUCCUUGUGAAACGCAUGGCCAGAAGACCUAAUCCUUUCUCUUACUAUCAUGUGUUGGUCAAGCACGUGGAGGGAAGUGCUUGGUCACAGUGCCAUUGUCUUAGUGACUACUUCCUGAGUAUCCUAACCUUCCUUCCACUAUCAUCUUGCUUGUGACUGCUCAUUCUUUUUCCUGAGCCAACAGAUGCCUCAUCCCCUCUGCCAUCCCUAAACUCCAGCCCUGAAGAUCUCUUGAGCAGACAGGCACAGGGUACCUCACAGACUCAUUUUAGAGUCUUCUACAUCCUUCAUGUACCCAGGCAGGCAAAUUCAUUUCAUUGAUAGACAACGGCAUAUUUGAAUUCUGAGAGGAGGAACAAGUGUUGGAGUUUAUUGCAUUGACCUUCACCUCUUCUUCCAUGUUUAAGGAGAUACAAUGAAAGCAUCAAUUGGUUUCCAUAUGACAGCACUGAGCUGAUGGCUUUAGGAGUAUUUCCCUCAAUAAUGCAAGUCUGACAUGCUGCAGUUACUGAAGGCAGUCUUUGAUCUCACAUCUAUCACGCUGAAUAAAAGGAGAACAGAAUCUGACACUUCUGUGCUGUUUACACAAACAUCAAAAACUAUCUUAGUUCAUUAUUCAAAUUACCUCCAGGUCAGUGGGUGAAUUGCAUCUUUGACAAAAGAAUGAUGUUUUCUCUUCCAGAACUGGAAUUGCAAGCUAAAAUAUGUGUACACACUUACAUAUAUAUUUAGAAAUGUUAUCCUGAAAACACAAAGAAAAGGAAAAAAAAAAACCCCAACAACAAAUAAACCUGAAAGAAUACUUAACUGUAUAGAAUACGUCUUGACAGGAGCUAGGGAGUUGCUAUGUGGAAAGUAUGACGUAUGAUGUGACUUCAAGAAAAGAGAAGACAGAACAGGGAAAUGCUUUCAUGUGACCUCUGGCUUGUCUCUGGUUCAUGUUCAUUAUUGUGUAGCAUUUAAUUAAUGCAGAAGUAUGUGGAAAACAGACGCUCAGCUCCAGCAGCAACAAACAGACUGAAGACCCCUUAAACUUAUCUGAGCCAUACUCAGCAAGCACAAUGAUGAAAAAGCACAAACAGCUGCCAUCACAAGUUUGAGAAGAGAUGAAUUUCUGAACAGGGGCAAGAACUCAGAAUUCUUUUUCAAGCCACAUUGACAGUAUUUUUCCUAGCGUGUUUACUUCUAUUACUAACCCUUCUUUUCCCCAAGCAUCUAAGAAAAGAAAAUAAAAGGAAAAAAGAGGAUUCUGAUUUGUAGGACUUCAAGAAUUAAGUAACAGUAUAGAAGAGGUAUGAAGCGAAGAUGCUCCUUUAUAUGUUAUGUUAUGCAUCAAGAUGUGCUUUACCAACCAGAAUUAGGACAUCACAUUCAAUUCACUGCUUGCUCAAAUAAAGUCUGAGUGAUACUGCUCACAAUCAAGGAGCCUUCCUAGAGCUUAGCCUUCUACAGGAGACCACAGCUUUCCUCUGGAUGGGAUAGCCAGCACCAGGCAGAGAUGUGCCCCUCUACGUCAAGAUGACAACUUCUUCUUAGCAAGUCACUCUUGGGCAGUGGGAGCAUCUAUCAGCUUAUAAAAGUCUUGUUAUCAAUAAUCAUAGGAAUUGCACAAGCCAAAUGUGCCCCAGCAAGUUGCACUUCUCCUCCUUUCAUAGUUCAAGUUGAUGACAGAGCUACUCUGCUCUUUGCUCUUCAUUAGAAGACAGCUUUCCUUUAAAACCCAGCCUGCUGCACUUCUCUGGGAGUUUUUCUACUGCAUGUUACAGAGGUUCAGUUUAGUUCUUUUUCCUAGAAGGAUGAACAGAUCUUUACCUAACCUACCUGAUUGCUUUUCCCAACUAAAGAGACAAAUAUUGGUGUUUUCUGAACAGCUGAUCUCCAUACCUAUGUUCUUAUGAGAUUAUAUUCCCCCUUCUCUUCCACUCACUACUCCAUAAUCUUUGCUUUCCUUUGGAAAAGGGUUAUUGAUGGUAGAGAGUCUCUCUCGGGAGUGUGGACAGCCCUUCUACUCCUUGCUAACAGGCACAUAAACUUUUCUCCUUCCUUCUAGACUGGAGUGGCCAGCAGAACCCUUUUUCAUGGAGUUUAGCUUCUUGAUCCAGAAAAGCAAACACUUUCAAGUAUCUAUCAUCUCCUUCACUGCUAUCGAGCUGUGGGACAAUGGCAUGGGGAACUUGCUUUUUCUUAGCCUCAGGGUAACUAGAGUGGAUGAUGUACCUGAGCCAAAACCACAGUAAGGACGAAGCACUUUUAUUUUAGAUGGUGGUAAAACUGGGUGAGGUCUGCCCUGAUGAUAGGGAAGCCAGAAUCUUUGUCAGAUUUAUUUGGCAGCAAAGCAAAUAGGCCUUGUCCCUCAUGUUUUAGCUCAUACACAUCAGCUGUUAUAAACAAACCCUCUGUAGGCAAUGCAGGCUAGGCCUGUGGAGGAAAUCUUCCUCAUUCCAGAAGCACAACCAGCCCAUAGCUAUGCAUCAACCCCUUUGGGACUUUUGCCCAAGAGGCUGAGAGUAAGAAGGGAGGUAGCUAGUGGGUAUGGCAAGAACACUUCUCUGGAUCUUCAUCCCCAGUGGGCAAAAUCCCCAGUAGGCUAAAUCUGCAUCUCCUCAUGUGAAUCCCUUUUGAAAUCACUCCCAAAGACUACGGUCUGAUCCUUUAGUACUACAGGGUCUGCCUGGGAGAGGAAUCAGUGUGUCUGCAUGGAUCUCCAAAGUCUGUUGUCACGCCUGGAAGAAAUCACUGUGUUCACUGAGGGAUGAGUCAAUGGUGUGACCAUGCAGAAAUACUCUCUUUGAGAUUCUACAGAGAUACGUGUGGGGCUGGGAGGGGGGAUAGUUUUUGUUAAGGGCAGGAAGCACAGGGAAGGGAAGGCUAUAAUGUAAGAAAUAAUCAGCCACAAGGGAGGGGUUGACCAAGAGGAAUGACCAUGUCAACUGUGUUACUGUCCCGUCAUUCUCCUGAACCCAGAAUGGAAACUUCCAAGUGCUCUUCAUGAGCUUACGUUUAUUAGAAAACUAUUCCUGGGUGUUCAAGGUUGUUUUCUAAUGAAAAUAUACAUAAUAAAAAAGCAAAUGAAUGACUCUUGUUAAUCUUUUCAUCUCCUCUGUUAACCUGUAACACACACUGUGAAACUUACCUCCUUCCUUGUUUGUUUACUGCCAUUCCUGGUCAAUAAAAUCUCUCUCUUUCUGGUCACGAUCUA